Molecule: messenger RNA, 1872 nt
Organism: Notothenia coriiceps (black rockcod)
Lineage: Eukaryota; Metazoa; Chordata; Actinopteri; Perciformes; Nototheniidae
Exons: 1
Biological process (GO): DNA recombination; DNA integration
Molecular function (GO): DNA binding
Source: RefSeq, a predicted model, not a curated record
AUGCGUAAUGGCACUGCGCCGCUGGCUACACCCGACUUUUCUAGUACAGGGCGUAUCGAUGGGGACUGUCCUUUCACGGAAGGUGGUCACCACGGACGCAUGUCUGACAGGCUGGGGAGGUAUUUACGAGGGUCGCCCGGUGAGGGGUCUCUGGAGCAGAGACCUCCAGCGGUCGCACAUAAAUUACCUGGAGCUUUUAGCGGUGUUCCUCACCCUAGAACGCUUUCUGCCUUUUCUCAGAGGACACCAUGUCCUCGUGAGGACGGACAAUACGACCACAAUAUCGUAUAUAAACCGACAAGGGGGUUUGCGCUCUCUCCAGUUACACAUGCUGGCACGCAAACUGAUCUUGUGGAGCUGCGGCCGUCUCCUCUCUCUGAGAGCGACGCACGUACCAGGGUUAUUGAACCUCGGGGCAGACUUACUGUCCAGAGGUGCACCACUAUAUGCAGACUGGACUCUACAUCCAAUGAUUGUGAGCCAGCUGUGGGUGCGUUACGGCCGAGUCGCGGUAGAUCUGUUGGCAUCAAAAGAAAAUGCUCACUGUCAGCUUUUCUUUUCAAUGCGCGAUCAAAACGCACCGUUAGGUGUGGACGCGCUCGCGCACAAUUGGCCUCCGGUCCUCCUGUACGCGUUCCCACCCCUGGCGCUGAUACCCCAAACUCUGGCCAGAGUGAGGGAACAGCGCCACGAAAUGGUCCUGAUAGCUCCGCACUGGCCUGCAAUGUACUGGCUGUCGGAGAUCUAUCAGUUGCUGUGCGGUCAGCCGUGGCAGCUCCCCCUGCGCAGAGACAUACUGUCUCAGGCGGGGGGGACGAUCUUUCACCCACACCCGGAGCGCAUGGCCCUAUGGACCUGGCCCGUGAGUGGUACAAUAUGAGUACAGUGGGUCUCCCGCAGAAGGUGAUAAACACUAUUCAGAGUGCGAGAGCCUCCUCCACCAGGUCUCUUUAUGACUUUAAGUGGAGGGUGUUUGAGGAAUGGUGCCUUCAAAAAGGGCACACCUCUUUUCAGUGUCCUGUUGGAGUGAUUUUAUCAUUUCUACAGGACCUGAUUGAAAAACACAGAGCUUUCUCCACGAUCAAAGUGUACUUGGUUGCUAUUGCUGAAUGCCAUGUGGGCUUUGAGGGUAAGACGGCCAGCCAGCAUCCUCUGGUCUGCCGUUUUAUGAAGGGAGCUCGCAGGCUCCUCCCUGUCUCCAGGUCACUGGUGCCCUUAUGGGACUUGACAGUGGUUUUAGAUGGGCUUACUCGAACCCCAUUUGAACCUCUGGAAGAAGCUGACAUGAAGCACCUGUCACUAAAGACAGUGCUGUUACUGGCUCUGGCAUCAGCCAAGCGAGUCAGUGACAUUCAUGCGCUAUCUGUACAUCCUUCAUGCACUCAGUUUUUCCCAGGGCAAACAAGGGUGUUGCUGAAGCCCAACCCUGCCUUUAUACCUAAGGUGGUUGGUUCGUGUACCUCAAUUGACAUUGUGGCAUUUCCUCCGCCGCUGUGUCCCUCCGGGGAACAGCAGCCGAAUUUGCUGUGUCCAGUUCGUGCUUUACGCACCUAUAUGGAUAGGUCAAAAGAGUUUCGUCGUAAUGACCAACUCUUUGUAUCCUGGGCUAACCCUCACAAGGGCAAGCCCGUUACUAAGCAACGGCUCUCCCACUGGAUUGUGGAAGCGAUUGCUUUGGCCUAUACGAGUCAGGGUUUGCAGGCACCUCCGGGUUUGCGUGCUCACUCUACUCGUGGUCUGGCUACAUCCUGGGCUUUGUUCAAGGGUGUUUCCAUUCAAGACAUUUGUGCAGCGGCGAGCUGGUCCUCGCCGCUCACUUUUGUCCGCUUUUACAGAUUAGACGUCUCUGCUCCCAGUGUGGCUCAUGCAGUG